Molecule: messenger RNA, 384 nt
Organism: Cyclocybe aegerita
Lineage: Eukaryota; Fungi; Basidiomycota; Agaricomycetes; Agaricales; Hemipholiotaceae
Source: the annotation of a GenBank genome assembly
AUGGCUGACAUUAAAGCGCCCGGAUUCAAGUCUUCAGACCUCAUCUCAGGGCUGGAAGCCGCCUUCUCCAAGUACACCGACGCUGAGAAGCAGGCCCAGAUCAAGAAGACGAAUGGCAUCUUCGAGCUCCAGGUGACCAACACCGCGAAGGAGACCGUGACAUGGACGAUCGACAUGAAGAAGACGGGCACCGUGUACAAGGGCAAGGCCCAGCCCAAGGCAGACGUCACCAUCAUCCUCUCCGACGAGACCCUCGUCGACCUCGCUGAUGGCAAGCUCAACGGCCAAAAAGCCUUCAUGACGGGCAAGCUAAAGACCAAGGGCAACAUGAUGCUUGCGACUAAGCUGGAUACCGUCCUGAAGGGCGCGAAGGCGAAGCUGUAG